Brachypodium distachyon (stiff brome) is the source of this 1339-nucleotide messenger RNA. RefSeq names its product 60S ribosomal protein L5, mitochondrial. Gene Ontology annotation, biological process: translation. Gene Ontology annotation, cellular component: ribosome; cytosolic large ribosomal subunit. NCBI's taxonomy places the organism in Eukaryota, Viridiplantae, Streptophyta, Magnoliopsida, Poales, Poaceae. Bases 97 to 915 code for a protein of 272 amino acids. Gene Ontology annotation, molecular function: RNA binding; structural constituent of ribosome. The record is from RefSeq and is a predicted model, not a curated record. The transcript has 4 exons.
UCCUCCCCCCAUUCCACCCUCGUCCCCGAACCCACAGACCGCCGCCGCCGCCGCCGGAAAGCUCAAGCGCCAGCCAGCCAGCCAGCAGCAGCAGCCAUGGCGCUCGGAUCUCUCCUCGGUGCGUCCAGGUCCAGCCGCGCCCUCGCCGCAGCCACCAUCACUCAGGCUUCCAGGGCGUACCAGCACGCCGCCGCCAUGUCUCCUCUGCUCUCCAGGCUUGGACCUGUCGCUCGUGCCUUCAGCUCAAGGCCUGGAGCAGCAGAUGUCGUUGAUUCAGGUUCAGGUGUCUCCUUCAUGGAAGUGCAGACACCACGGCGGGUGGGUAACAAGGCCAAGGGCGCGAAAAGCGGAAAAGCCAUGAUGUUCCCGCUCCAUUUUCAUUACGAAGAUGUACUGCGUCAGGAUCUGCUGCUCAAACUGAAUCACACUAAUAUUAUGGAAGUCCCUGGAUUGUUUGAGAUCAGAUUGGUACCAAAAUCUACCUCUGAUGUCAAAAUCCAAUUUGGGAAACUGGCCAUGGAGAUCCUGUGCGGUCAGAGAUGCAUACAGGCAGAGUUGCCACCCCAUCUGAAAGCAGGAAAAUCACGGUCCAAUGCUUUUCUGGGGUCCCAGAAAGACGCUACAUCCCUAAGACAAAGCAUCAUCCGAGGGCAUGGAAUGUACAAUUUUCUGGUCAGGGUCUUGACAGUAAUGUCUAUGUUGGAUUCUCAGGUAUCAAUAGAACAGGGAAACUGCAUCAAGUUCUUCAUGGCAACGGAGUUUUGUGAGUUCUCCCCAGAAAUAGAAGAUCAUUUCGAGAUCUUUGAGAAUAUUGGAGGGUUCAAUGUGACUAUUGUCACGUCAGCAAGUUCAAAAGAGGAGACUUCGCUACUGUGGAGCGGCUUUUUGCUUAAAGAUGAAGGGGAUAUUAACUAAGAUGCUGGAGAUGAAGCAAUGAGAUCACCAGCGUCGCGGCUAAAUAUGAACUGAGACAAAAGUUUUAUCGUUUUUGUGAUCUGAUCUUUUCCCAGGACAAGCAUUACAACAUGCCAAGAAGAAAACAGAAGUUUGGGGCUGUAGUCGGAGGCUAGUCGGCUUUACUUUUGCUGCACUAGUGGUCAGUUAGCUGUGAAGUUCUCAAGUAUGCUAUGAUUCUGGAUAUCAACUGGUUCUUACCUGAAGCUAGCUAAUAUUUGUCUUGUGUUUGAAGUUUAGAUCAUUCAUAAUGAUAACUAGAUUCCCUGAGAAGAUGUAUUCCUCUUGUUGUUUUUCUUGUGGAUGAGCAUACGGUUGUAAGUUACUCAAAGUGAAUUAAUUCAGGAGAGCAAAGCACCAGACCUGGUAUUUAGUUUUUACUUUA